Molecule: messenger RNA, 1763 nt
Organism: Leucoraja erinaceus (little skate)
Lineage: Eukaryota; Metazoa; Chordata; Chondrichthyes; Rajiformes; Rajidae
Product: teneurin-3
Exons: 6
Coding region: 885-1763 (292 amino acids)
Biological process (GO): signal transduction
Cellular component (GO): membrane
Source: RefSeq, a predicted model, not a curated record
GGGUCCUGUGGAUCGAACAUCUACAGGUGCACAGUAGAGAGCACGCUGACCGGUUGCAUCGUGGCUUGGUUCGGCAACUUGAGCGCCCUGGAGCGGAAGAGACUACAAAAAGUAGUAAACACUGCCCAGUCCGUCAUCGGCUCUGACCUCCCUCUCAUCGAGGGGAUCUAUCGCAGUCGCUGCCUCAAAUAGGCUGGCAGUAUCAUCAAAGACCCACACCAUCCUGGCCACACACUCAUCUCCCUGCUACGUUCAGGUAGAAGGUACAGGAGCCUGAAGACUGCAACGUCCAGGUUCAGGAAUAGCUGCUUCCCCACAUCCAUCAGGCUAUUAAACUCAACUCAAACAAAACUCUGAUCAUUAAUAGCCCAUUGCAAUUUAUAUGCUUAUUUAUGUGUGUAUAUAUAUAUAUUCAAUGGUAUAUGGACACACUGAUCUGUUCGGUAUUUAUUUAUGCCUACUAUGUUAUGUUGUGCUGAAGCAAAGCAAGAAUUUCAUUGUCCUAUCUGGGGCACAUGACAAUAAGCUCUCUUGAAUCUUGGAGUUCUGCGUCUUGCGUCUCGGUGACUUGGACUGUGGGGAACGCGUUUGAAGACAGACACAAAACUGCUGGAGAAACUCAGCGGGACAGGCAGCAUUUCUGGGGAGGAGGAAUGGGUGACGUUUCAGGGUGAGACCCUUUCACAGACAAUGUGUUUGAGUCGAGCAAAGAUCAAAGAGUUAAUAUCCUUGCCUGUGCAUUGCAGGUCCCAUUGAGUUCCCUGAAGCUGAUCUCAGCAGAAUGAAGAUCACCUUUAUCCUGAAGAUUCAGACGGGAUAAAAGGUUGUGCUGAUUUGAGCUUUGAGAGGAGAUUCCGGGAAGGUUGGACAAUAAUGCCGGCAGCAUGGAUGUGAAGGAACGAAGGCCCUACUGUUCGCUCACCAAGAACCGACGCGACAAGGAGAGGCGCUACACCAGCUCCUCGGUGGACAAAGACCACUGCCGAGUGCCCACCCAGAAGUCGUACAGUUCCAGCGAGACCCUCAAAGCUUACGACCACGACAACAGGCUCCUGUACGGGGGCAGGGUGAAGGAUCUGGUCCACAGGGAAGUGGAUGAGUUCACCAGACCAGGAGUGAACUUCUCACUGAGGGAGCUGGGGAUCUGCGAGCCGGCAGCUCGUCGCGGCCUGACCUUCUGCUCGGAGAUGGGCCUCCCCCACCGGGGGUACUCAGUCAACACGGGCUCCGACGCAGACACGGAGAACGAGGGGGUGAUGUCCCCCGAGCACGCCAUGAGGCUGUGGGGCCGAGGCGCCAAGUCCGGACGCAACUCCUGCCUGUCCAGCCGCUCCAACUCCGCACUCACCCUGACCGACACAGAGCACGAGAACAAGUCUGACAGCGAGAACGGUGAGUGGACUACACCCCUCAGCCGGGAUAUCACCACUCCCUCUCUCAGCUCCUCUCCCUCUCUCACUCCCUCUCUCUGCUCUUACAUAUUCAGAUAUUCUGUUGUGCUGCAGCAAAGGGCGGCUCCUCGGCAGGUGAGGUUCUCUCACCACACCGGGACUCCCGUGGCCGUUUCGGCGGGUGGAAUCUGCGCCCUGCAGCCACGCCUCUGGUACUCCGGCCCUUCCGGGGCCCGCAGAUCCGUUCCCAUAGCCAACGUUCUUACUGAUGUGUCUAUCAAACUCAUUGACUGCACACAGAUAUUAAUCGAGCGUGUGAAUUUCACUCAGACAUUGCCCCGCACCCGCUUGUAUUGUGAAGCCCCCGCCUGA